AUGAAAUUUGUCCUGGCAGUGGCUUUGCUGGUCUCUGCAGCUCGAGCUUUAGUUCUUGUUGAUUCCACAUUGGCUUCAGCUUGCAUUUACUAUGAGCUCAAAUAUGAUUGGGGAUGUAAAUCGCACGGAAACGGAAUGGCAGCCUACAAGUGUCGGUGCGGCAACGUAAAUUGGUUAGGCACAAUAACUAACUGCAUUGUCUCCAACUCAAAGCAAAAACACCUCGUUGACCAUGCGCUAAAGCAUGUCGCGACAAGAUGUCGCCAGAAGGGAGACUUUCAUUAUACGCUUGAAGACAUGUGGGGUUUUUACGAAAAUGGAACACAAUUUCGCAGAGACCCAACCAAAGCAGACCUCACCACGCCAGUGAUGACUACCUUGAAUGUCAACCAAACUCAAUUCGAUUGGUACUACCGCAAAUUCAAAGACAUGGGCUUUGCUGUGCAACGCAGUCAAUGGUUUGGAUGGGGUCUCGUCUUUUAUUGGGCUGCGGUCAUCGGAUUUGCGACAGCCUUAAAUUUGAACGAGAAGUUUUUUGGUUUCAAGUUGAUUGGGAAUCGUUUCAGUACUUCACUGGUAAGCCCAAGCUUUUUACAACCUUAUUCACGUAAGAUUGCUGCCAUUGCAUACCGUAUCUUGCCUUCGCCUUACCCAAACAGGCUCCAGGUCAUCGCUGUCGCAAUAUUCAUUGUCCAGACCAUCAUUACUGCUGGUGUUGGAUAUAACGUCAAACUGCCUCACCCUUAUUUGAAAACUCAGUGGUUCUUGAACAUCGAUAUGCUUAGCUACAGGGUAGACAUGAUGGCUAUUUCACUUUUACCCGUCAUAUUCUUCUUCGGCAUUCGCAACAAUCCUUUUAUUCCCCUCACAGGUCUGUCCUGCUCAUCUUUCAAUUAUUUCCACAAGUGGUGCGCUUACGUUUGUGCGAUUCUUUCCUUUAUCCAUUCUAUCUUGUGGACCGUAGACUCUAUGCGGGACGGAGGGUAUCGAGUGUGGUGGAUGGAUUCUUAUUGGCAGCACGGAAUUGCUGCUAUGGUCUUCCUGUCUUUGCUUGCAAUUCACAGUUUCAAGGUGUUCCGGGACCAGAUCUACGAGAUCUUCCUCGCUUUACACAAGAUUAUGAGUAUCUUCUUCAUCAUUACCAUGUAUUAUCACUUGAAGGACAUGGGAUGGCUCGGUUGGAUCUGGUCUAUGGUUGGAAUAUUAGCCUUUGAUAGAAUCGCCAGGAUUAUUCGAAUUGGUUUGUCAGGUGGUCUACAACAAGCAACAAUAACGGACUGUGGAGAUGGCAUCAUCAAAUUGUCACUAAUAAAGCCAAAAUAUUUUGCAUACAUUCCUGGCUCUUUUUCCUAUAUCUACUUCAUGAGCCCUCAUGACCCAUGGUACCACACUUUCCAGUCUCAUCCAUUUACUCUACUUUCUGAGCCCAAGGAAACCUCCAACGACAGACUAAUGAUGUACUUUAAGGCAAAAAAGGGCAUCACAAAUCACUUGCUAAACAAAAUUUUGAUAUCCGGUAAAGAGAGUGUGAAUGUCAGAAUUUUGCUCGAAGGACCUUAUGGUGGUGAUAUGUUACCUCAGAAGGUACACACUGAACGGAAGGUGGUAGGUGUUGCCGCUGGAUUAGGCAUUACUGCUGUCUACGCACAAUCCCUACGUUUAAUUAACAGCCAGAAAACUCAGACUGCAAACAGACUGUAUUGGAUUGUAAGAGAUCUACGUGAUAUCGAUUGGUUUUCCGAGGAGCUGAAGUUUUUGCAGUCCAAGAGCUUCGAAAUAUCGGUCUUAUGCACUUGUUCUCGAGAAUUCGACCAGGAGAGCUCAUCGCUCGAUUCGGAUAUUAAAUUUAUGGGUUCGCUUGACAUUCAAAUGCUUUAUAAAAGACCAGAUCUUGCGCAAUUGGUGAAAGAUGAGCUGGUUUCUGCGUCGAAAGUUUCGGAAGAGGUGACUUUUGUAAUUUGUGGACCAGCUUCUUUCAACACCAGCUUCAGAGAAAUCUAUCAUGAAGAAACAAAAGCGACCUCUAUAGGGGUAAGUCUGAAGGAGGAGAGCUUUACAUGGUAG
Messenger RNA from Lachancea mirantina, 2064 nucleotides. NCBI's taxonomy places the organism in Eukaryota, Fungi, Ascomycota, Saccharomycetes, Saccharomycetales, Saccharomycetaceae. The record is from the annotation of a GenBank genome assembly.